Messenger RNA from Acanthocheilonema viteae, 543 nucleotides. NCBI's taxonomy places the organism in Eukaryota, Metazoa, Nematoda, Chromadorea, Rhabditida, Onchocercidae. The record is from the annotation of a GenBank genome assembly.
ACUGAAAUUGCACGCGAAAUCAAGAAGAAUCUCUACGUCGACAUCAUCUUAUCGGCGAGCCAAGAAAAAGAAGCCUUGAAUAAAUGCGAAGAAACAAAAUCAAUUUUCAAGGAUGCGUCAAUGAACGUGCGAGAAUUCUUUUCAAAUGACCAGACAUUCAACGCCAAUAUACGCCCAUCAAAAUACGCAUACGUCGCUACUCUUUGCCAAAUUACGAAUAGCACCGAUCAAAGGAAUGAUGAUAUCAAAGCUAGAAUUACCAGCUAUUCUCAUCGGUGUACGCGCAGCUCAGCAGUUUUCAUCAAACAAAUGGAAUUAGAAAAUCCAAAGCAGAUAUUGCUACCAGAGGAACCAUUCCAACCCGACUCAUUUGGUCACGAGCUUUGGUGGAGCGGGCCCACAUUGAUCAAUGGUGAUGAACGGAAUUGGCCGUACGAUGUUCCACAAGAAGAGGACAACGAAGAACAUGGGAAUAUGAUAGCAACAGCAAACACAGAAGAAAUCAUCAAUACAAAACGAAUCAAUCUUUUGGAGGCAAAUUGA